AUGGCUACUACAAGCGAAAGCGUUGGAACAGUACACUCGAACGAAUCAAGCGAGUCAUCGAAUUUAUUACAGUCGGGAAAUUUUGGAUCAAUAUAUACCAGCGUCAGCGAAGUUAGCCAACGACCUUCCACUCCCGAUGAAGGCAGAAUACGGCUGGAAUGGUACUAUACACUAUAUGCAACUUUCCUUGAACUUUGGGAGAAUAUUCGCGUCUUAUCUGCCGGUUCAUGGCGUGUAUUUUCUCGGAGGAAUUUCGAAGCAGUUCUGAGAUGUGUUUGUCUGCCAUGUCAUGUGUUAACCCGUGCCCUAACUGACGGACGCCGCCAAUAUUUGACAAGACCGCAGCCUGGUAUUAUGUAUUUGUACGCAUAUCUUUGCGCUACUAUCGUGCUGAAUUUGGUAGUAGCUUUACAUAAUAUUCACCAAUCAAUGAAAAUGGCUGAACACAUUCAAAAAUAUUUCGUUAUUUUGAAUAUGUUCUUCGCUAAUGUGAUGAUGCUGCAUCUAUUACUAUGCACAUACGCGACGGUGAUUCCUUCGACUCAGUCGAGCGAAACUUUACGCGUCUUUUACAAAAGUGGUAUCUAUUUUUUCGGGUUCUCCAGCUUUGGCUAUAGUGUUAGCGUUGUAAUCCAUUAUAUUUCAUGCAGGCAAGGACUAGAUGCCGUUUUGACGGUCACGAAAGCGACGUUUACAUUCCUACAAAUACUACUCCUUCACUAUUUCUACGAAGCCAGAAUUCCGGAAGACAGUCCGUGCAUUGAUUUUAUCAUGGCGCACCUUCUGGGAACAAAUUUAGGGUUGUGGUUUUGGACUUUGUGUUCGGAUGGGGCCAGCGAGAUGCCGAAAGGCCCUUUGAAGGAUUAUUUUUCUCCGCUUUUCGUCGAAUACUUGCUGCUCGCUGCAAGUUUGUUGUAUCAAAUUUGGAAAGAUUCGUUGCCGGGGGAUGCGAGAAUGACUUUAAUGGAACGCCACUGUAAUAUACUUGAAAAUAGUAACAUUGGUCGUCAUUCCAAUACUAUGAACGCAAGCAAUACAGCAAGCAAUAUUUAUAUAAGGCCAAGACCACAUAAUCCAAGCUCAGGGUUCGGUGUGAUUAUUGGCCUUUUAUUUACUGCGCUGUUUUUCGUUCUGGUUGGAUUCGCAAUUGGAUUACCAAAACACACGGACAUUGAAGGUUAUCACGUUGCAUAUUCAAUUGGGGUCUUCAUUCUAUGCCUUGCUCAAGUAAUUGCAUGCUAUAUCUGUCAACUAUCCUUGCAGUCCCACAAACACGACCCCGAGAACUUUUCACUUGACCAUGAAGAAAUCUUACUGUAUUUUUCUCUGGUAGGAAUCGUGCUCUGGGAAGGCUUUCAUGCUUACAGCUUAAUAUUAUGUGGUUUUACAGUGUUUGAUUUUGGAGGGGACAUUUUAGCCAUAGUACAAGACUUGUUCCAAACAGCGACCAUAAUCAAUCUCCGCCGACAUAAACGCAUGCAAGGUCGGUGCGCUGUAUGGGUUUGUGAGUGCGUGUUGUUCCUGCUUGUAACUAAUCUUACUUUCUGGGUCCAGGAUUCGUUUUUUAUUAAAGUGGACAUCACAACACCGGGCGAAAGAUUUGUACAAAUGCAGCACGAUUUGGGAACUCUUGGAUAUAUUCUCCAUCCACUCAGUAUAUUUUAUAGAUUUCAUUCCUCGGUUUGCUGCGUAAUUGCGUGGGAUGCUUUCAGAAAUAAACAAGAACGGUUUGUUGGCGCGUAG
Messenger RNA from Paramuricea clavata, 1743 nucleotides. Lineage: Eukaryota; Metazoa; Cnidaria; Anthozoa; Malacalcyonacea; Plexauridae. The record is from the annotation of a GenBank genome assembly.